This is a messenger RNA of Aspergillus alliaceus, 1084 nucleotides long. RefSeq lists its product as uncharacterized. Bases 78 to 824 code for a protein of 248 amino acids. The record is from RefSeq and is a predicted model, not a curated record. The transcript has 2 exons. Lineage: Eukaryota; Fungi; Ascomycota; Eurotiomycetes; Eurotiales; Aspergillaceae.
CUCUCUAUACACUAUCCUUUUAUUUCCUCAAUACUCUACUAUUCUACCAAAGUCUCAUCUAUUGCACAUUUCACAUUAUGUCGGUCUGGCCAAUGGACGAGAAAACUAAAGGUGGCCCUUUCCCGCUGCAACAGUUCUACCCCAAACCAAACGCCCCGGUACCAUCUCCAUAUCCUAGUCAAUUCCAGCCCAUGCCAGGAAAUCUGCCAUACCCUCCCCAGCCAUAUCCUGUGUAUCAGCAGCCUGUAUUAGGGCACCCGCAAUAUCCGCCCCAGCCCUAUCACGCCCAGGGUCCAGCACGCUCCCUACAGGUCGAGUUCACCAGCUGGACAUCAAGGCACUUGGCAAUCAAUGAAGUGGGACAAGGCUCGUUGGUAUAUGCGGCAGACCUCCACAAUCGAAAUCCUCAGAUGGAAUUCAAGAUGGGCGCAACAAACACUCCCUUCGCGACAGUGCACAUGCGAUCGCUGAAGCCGGAAAUGGACAUCCGUCUCCAUGGGUGUGAAAUCAAUCUGCGGGUCAAGUCUUGUAUGAAGCACCAAACAACGUAUAUGUCAAUCGCCUUCCCAAACACGUAUUUGACCUGGAAGUGCACGAGUGCCUUCAAGUACCUCGACUUCGAAUGUGUGGACCAAAACUCGGUCGUUGUGGCUAGAUUCAAACCGCAUUCAUCGCUGUCAAUGCGAAAAUUGGGCCGUUUGGACAUCCUCAUCCCGCCGGCGACCAGCGGUGUCGCUAUGGAUGAGCUGAUGAUCACCGGUGUCGCGUUUAUGUAUUACGCAUACUUGACGCAUACGCGGAACACGGUUGUUGCCGUUGCUUAAGGCAUGAUGGUUGAAAAACGGGGUAAACUCUGGGUUUUUGGGCUCUAGUGAUUAGAAUUUUCUUCCCUUUUGCCUUAUUAUCUUUUUGGUUCUUUUUCUACAGAUGUAUAUAACUAUUUCCUUUCCUUUUGCAUUGUCCCCUUCUGUUGUUGGUCUCUUUGCGACGCUUAGCGUGUACCUCUGUAUGGUGUGUUGUGAAUGAUUCCUGGAAUAGAGUACCCUAACGAAGACCGAUAAUCACAACCUCAUGUUUACAAGCA